Messenger RNA from Catharus ustulatus (Swainson's thrush), 1349 nucleotides. RefSeq names its product gap junction alpha-4 protein-like. The record is from RefSeq and is a predicted model, not a curated record. The coding region runs from base 132 to 1163 and encodes 343 amino acids. Gene Ontology annotation, biological process: cell communication. Gene Ontology annotation, cellular component: connexin complex. The transcript is spliced from 2 exons. Lineage: Eukaryota; Metazoa; Chordata; Aves; Passeriformes; Turdidae.
UCCUGCCCGCGCUCCUCCUCCGGCUUCCCCAGGCCCCGAACAACUGGCGGCACCCGCUCCGACCCCUCUCACUCAGCGCGGCCCGAGCCCGGCGGGACGUGCCCGGAGGAGAGGUGAAGGGUUCCUAGAAGAUGGGUGAUUGGGAAUUCCUGCAGAAACUGCUGGACCAAGUCCAGGAGCAUUCGACUGUGAUCGGGAAGAUCUGGCUCACCGUGCUCUUCAUCUUCCGCAUCCUCAUCCUGGGCCUGGCCGGGGAGUCCGUGUGGGGGGACGAGCAGUCGGAUUUCGUGUGUAACACCAAGCAGCCGGGCUGCACCAACGUCUGCUAUGACAAAGCCUUCCCCAUCUCCCACAUCCGCUACUGGGUGCUGCAGUUCCUCUUUGUCAGCACCCCAACCCUGAUUUACCUGGGUCACGUUGUCUAUCUCUCCCGGAAGGAGGAGAAGCUGAAGAAGCAGGAGAGCGAGCUUCGGGCUAUCCACAGCAAGGACCCAAAGAUCGCGCAGGCCCUGGCAGCCCUGGAGAAGAAGAUGUCCAAGAUCUACACUUCAGAGAGCGGGCGGCUCAAGAUCCGAGGGGCGCUGAUGUGGACGUACAUCACCAGUGUCAUCUGCAAGAGCAUCUUUGAGGCCGGUUUCCUGGUGGGCCAGUGGUACCUGUACGGCUUCUCCAUGGUGCCCCGCUACGUGUGCAAGAGGGACCCCUGCCCCCAUCAGGUGGACUGCUUCAUCUCCCGCCCCACCGAGAAGAGCAUUUUCAUCAUCUUCAUGCUGGUGAUGGGCCUGAUCUCCUUGGUCCUGAACCUCCUGGAGCUCUUCCACCUCUGCUGCAAGAACCUGCUUAGCAACAUCAAGAAGGUGUCGGGGCCAGCCGGACCGAGCCAGGACACCUUUGUGGAUGACAUGGUCCCGAGUCCCUACAUGCCCAAGCACUAUCCCUUCCUGCCCAUGGCCGAGAGCCACGCGCCCUCCUACCAGACCUACAACAAGCUCUCCAGCGAGCAGAACUGGGCCAACUACCGCAACGAGGAGAACCUGGCACUGGGCAGCGGCAGCAGGCCCCUGGCAGACCCCUACACCCCCCGACCUGCUGAAGCCUCCGCCCCGGAGGAGAAGCCGGGCAGCCGGCCCGGGAGCUCAGCAUCCAAAAAGCAAUACGUGUAGUGCUGGGCUGGCCCUGGCUGGCAGGGGGACAUUCCUCAGUCCCUUGUGCCUGCAAAGGUGCUGGCUGUGGGCAGGCAGCUGCCUCCUGCCUGGUGCUGUGCCGUGCACAUUCCCCUCUCCAGAGAGCUGCCCACCCUGGGACGGGAUGCUCGGGAGCGCGGCCGUGGAGCGCUGCCUCUGCUCUCG